UCGAAGCCCUCGAACUAUAAAUACCCCUCUCGUUUGUAAUGUAGAGGUCGUCUAAUAUCCGGCUUUUCGUUAUCUGCUUAAUCUCUCGUUGUUCGUUAUAUAUAUCAAUACUUUCUCGAUUCAUUCUCAGUUACAAUAAUGCCUCGCCGAAGCUCUGGGGGAAGGCCAGCACCUCGUGCAGCCUCUCGUGCUGCUCCAGUGCGUAACCCACCUAAACCAGCAACCCCAGCUCCUCCUCCGGCACCUAUACAGGGUGGCGGUGGAUCCAUGGUUGGAGGACUCGGUGCCACCAUUGCGGAAGGAAUGGCUUUUGGCACUGGAAGCGCAAUGGCUCACAGAGCUGUGGAUGCAGUAAUGGGUCCUCGCGUGAUUCAGCAUGAAACUGUGGCCUCGGGAGCUCCUGCUACUGCCCCUGUAUCUGCCUCUACCAUGGGCAGUGUUGUAGGAUCGGAUGGUUGCAGUGUUCAAUCCAAGGCCUUCCAAGAUUGCCUGAACAAUUAUGGAAACGAUAUCAGCAAGUGUCAGUUCUACAUGGACAUGCUAACUGAGUGCCGCAGGAGCUCUGGUGCUGUGAUGGGUGUUUAAUGAAGUUUACAAAUAGUGGUAUAGUGUUUGCUAGGUUGAACACAUUCAUGGAAAUAUGUGUGCACUGUGGCUUUGGGUGAUCAGUUCUUGAGAAAGAUUUUUACCCUGAAAAAAUAAACGUGGAAUUCCAAGACACUGAUACUUUAAUUGCUGGGAUUUGGAAAGACAUGAUAAAUUGAGUUUCUGAUUCUAUACAAAUUUGAUUUAGAUUGUUGUA
This is a messenger RNA of Macadamia integrifolia, 802 nucleotides long. RefSeq lists its product as uncharacterized. Bases 139 to 585 code for a protein of 148 amino acids. The transcript is spliced from 5 exons. Lineage: Eukaryota; Viridiplantae; Streptophyta; Magnoliopsida; Proteales; Proteaceae. The record is from RefSeq and is a predicted model, not a curated record. Gene Ontology annotation, cellular component: nucleus; mitochondrion. Gene Ontology annotation, biological process: mitochondrion organization.